Homarus americanus (American lobster) is the source of this 1852-nucleotide messenger RNA. RefSeq names its product transcription termination factor, mitochondrial-like. The coding region runs from base 193 to 1602 and encodes 469 amino acids. Gene Ontology annotation, molecular function: double-stranded DNA binding. NCBI's taxonomy places the organism in Eukaryota, Metazoa, Arthropoda, Malacostraca, Decapoda, Nephropidae. Gene Ontology annotation, biological process: termination of mitochondrial transcription; regulation of DNA-templated transcription. Gene Ontology annotation, cellular component: mitochondrial matrix. The transcript is spliced from 10 exons. The record is from RefSeq and is a predicted model, not a curated record.
UUUGACUCCCGACAGAGAACGGAAGUAGUGACUCAGGAGAACAACCGACCACAACACACUCUUGAGGAGAGGAACUGAGGAGCUGUGGAGUAGGUGCUUUAUGUGCACAAACAACGUAAAUAUAUACCAAAAGAAGAGCGGAUUCCCGUAUAUAAUAAAUGAAGGGAACACGAGUGUCACACAAAACAAGAAAUGAUACUAAGAAAUUUUUACCAGCGGUGUUACAGUGUGUCUGUCCGAUCAAGUCACACACUGUCGUCAGUCUGCUGCAACAGUUAUGGUGACAGGCAGCCAUGUGUGAUCGCUGCUCAUACAAUACCAGCAGGGACUUCAUUCUGCUGGUACCAAACUACAGCUCCUUUAUGGCCAGAAGUGCAGCAGAAAUUACGCACAAGACACAGUAACAGCUUACCAUCAGGGGACAUGACCGUGUCUACAAAAAUCACGUCGCCCGGCAGCAGAGAACCACCAGACACAGUUGACCAGGAACAAGUAUUGGAUGAGGGAGAAUUCACUGAUAACUCACAUUUGGAAGACAGAGGAAGUACUAGAACAAGAAGUUUAAUCAAGAAAGUAAAUGUUAGUGAAGAUGUCAUAGAAGAUUUGACUAAAUUAUUGGACAUCAGCUGUGAUGAAGCUCUCCAUAUAGUGCAUCCCAGUGACAUUCUUGAGGUGUCUGAUGAGGCCUUAAGGGAAACUGUGCACUUUUUAAAGGAUCACAACAUCACCUCACAACAGUUAAAACGGGUUCCCUGGAUUCUCUUAGAGUCUACAGAUAGUCUUCAUAAAAAAUUCCAGAAGCUAACAGAGCCGUACAUGUUCCAAAACUGGUCAGACGGUUUAGGAUUUUGUCACUUUACGGUGGAGAGGAUGGAAGCUUACCGGAAAAUUUUUAUGUCUGAGGCAAAUAAUUUUCCUGAUCACCCCAAUCGUAUAUACUACUUGGCGGAGAAGUUAAAGGUCCCUGUUGAGCAGCUCACAGAGAAGAUCAUCAAACCCCACAAGAUUCUAAAAAUUAAAAUUUCACGACUGAACCAAUUGCUUGAUAUUUUUCACGAGUACGGGGUGCCUCCGGAAGACCUCCUCUCUGAUUUGUGGGUGUUCUUCUAUAAUACUGAGAAGAUAGAAGUGAGGUUACAACGAGUUGCUCAGUUGGGUAUCCACGCACCCAAGCCUUGGAUGUGUCGUUGUUCCUUGGAAAUAUUUGAGAGAUUCUGUGAACGCUUUACUACAGAGAAGAGGCUCAUGGGUGAUCACAAGGACUUGCUAGGAUAUUUGUCAGAAAGGUUGGAGUGUGAGCCGAAGAUGAUCACCAAGCACCUACGGAGUAAUACUGUGUUGAGAAAGAUACACAUCAGCAAGUUGCAGAGAAUCCUCGACCUUUUUUACUCCGAGGGACUUAGCUCUGAGGACGUCAGGUCAUGCAUACGAGUGUUACAGUACUCAGAGGAGAGAACAGCACAGAGGAUCAAGGAGCUGAAGGAGGUCGGUUUCUUCCCAUUUCCCAUUAUUUUGUUAUGCAAGACGCCCGCUAACUUCAAGAAGAUUGUUGACCGCUUCAAGGAACAACAAGCUAUAUUGAACUCUCAAGUGAAUAAUUAAAAUUACCGGUAAACCCUUCCAAUACCAGACUAAUUGUUGCAAGCUUUGUCCAUUAUUGGGAGAAUUCUGUCAUUGAGAAUACUUGCCAUCGAGAAGUCUGCUAUUGAGAGGGUUUACUGUAUUUAUUACUUUAUUGAGAGCAUUUAUUGGAGCAAACAAUUUAUUGUUGUUCAAAGCUCAUGAUUUAUACAACAAAUACUGUACAUGCCAUUAUUAUUUGUGUGAAUCACAAAAAUAAAGAAUCUUUAUA